AUGGAUAACUUGAGUUGGGAGAAUCCGGUGGCUAUCAGAACUAAGGUUUCUCUAUGGAGCAAUCACCAUGACAAUAUCACAGACUCCAGUGAAGGCUACAACACCAGCUUCAAGGAGAAGUUGGAGCUCAACGAAGCUCUGCUCAGCUCAAGCUUAGAGCUACAGAGAAUUCUGGCAGCACUCCAAACGAGUUCAAGUUUGGAUAGAAUCAGUGAGAGGGUGGAAAUCUCUACUCCUAGUUUGGGUCUGCGUCUGCUGCAGAAUCCAGUUGAUUCUGUUCUCAUGAGACCUGUAGUGGGUACUACUUUGUGGGAAGCUGCUUCUUCUCCACCCAUUGGAGCAUCUGAAGAGCUACAUGUCAUCAGCAACACUUUUGAUGCCCAGGAUGACCUUUCGGCUAUCUUUUCCAGCUGCAAAAAUGGUAAUGGAUCUUUGGAUAGCCAUCAAGCAAGUGUGACUUCACAUUGUUCUUCAAGGAAACCAAGUAGCAAGAGAAAAUUCGACGAGUUCACGAGAAUAGGAGAGAACUACUACAUCCGCAGUCUCCUUGAAUCGAAUUCUUCCAGUAAAGAGGGAGGUUUUCAGAUUAGCUUCACGAGGGGACAGAAGCUGGGAUUCGUGCAGGAAGGCGACUAUGAGAUUGACAACGAGGCCAUCGCGCAAGUGAAGGAGAUGAUCUACAGGGCUGCAGCUCUUAGGCCGGUGAGUCUGGUGGCGGAGGAGGCGGUGGAGAAGCCAAAAAGGAAGAAUGUGAGGAUAUCAAGCGACCCACAGACUGUUGCUGCAAGGCAGAGGAGGGAAAGGAUCAGUGAGAAGCUAAGGGUUCUGCAAAGGCUGGUGCCAGGAGGCAGCAAAAUGGACACUGCAUCAAUGCUCGAUGAGGCUGCCAACUAUGUCAAGUUCCUCAAGUCGCAGGUCAUGGCCUUGGAAGCCAUAGAUAACAGCUGGUAUGAUCCAGUUAGCAGUACCACAGCAGCACGCACCCUUUCCACUGCAUCUGAACCAGGCUUUUCCCAUGCAACCUUUCUCCUCCACCCAAAACCCUAA
Musa acuminata AAA Group (dessert banana) is the source of this 1047-nucleotide messenger RNA. RefSeq names its product transcription factor HEC3-like. Gene Ontology annotation, molecular function: protein dimerization activity; DNA-binding transcription factor activity. The transcript has a single exon. Gene Ontology annotation, biological process: regulation of DNA-templated transcription. The record is from RefSeq and is a predicted model, not a curated record. The coding region runs from base 1 to 1047 and encodes 348 amino acids. NCBI's taxonomy places the organism in Eukaryota, Viridiplantae, Streptophyta, Magnoliopsida, Zingiberales, Musaceae.